Messenger RNA from Octopus bimaculoides (California two-spot octopus), 5094 nucleotides. Its product is annotated as E3 ubiquitin-protein ligase RNF103. NCBI's taxonomy places the organism in Eukaryota, Metazoa, Mollusca, Cephalopoda, Octopoda, Octopodidae. The record is from RefSeq and is a predicted model, not a curated record. Gene Ontology annotation, biological process: ERAD pathway; protein ubiquitination. Gene Ontology annotation, molecular function: ubiquitin-protein transferase activity. Gene Ontology annotation, cellular component: endoplasmic reticulum.
CAGGUGACUCUUAUUUACAUCCACCAUGUUGGUUGGAUGAGAGGGAAGACGAUUGGAAGACGGUGUGUGUUUGUUUUGCUCUGGUCGUCGCCUUUCAUCUGCUGUUUGCAAACGGAGCCGAAGUGACAUCGCAGGUCACUUACGAAAGGGUUACAUUAAAGAAAUAAUCUCCACGAAAAGCUGCAAAGAAAAGAGCUGACAGCUGUUGAAAUCGCAAUUAAAACUUAUAAAAAAAAAAAAGAAAGAAAAGCCUAAGAAAAUGGCUUCCCAACGUUUUGAGAUAUGACGUGUCAUAAAAGAGAUUUAGAUAGAGAUAUAUAUAGGUAAAUAUAUAUAUGUUGUAAGAGUGGGGCCAAACAGACAAGUGUUUUGUCGUCGAUUAGAUCUCCUGUCUAUGACAAGUUGCCUUUGUGUCGUGUUUUUUAAACUGGUCAUUUGUGAUGCGAUAAUGUAUGAUUGCAAUCGGCCUCGCUGAGAGCAACAACCUCCCCCAGAGCUUAACUUACGACCAUAAACAAGGAGAAUCAGAGAGAGAAACAGAGACAACCGAUCAAAGAUGUGGGUACGGAUAGUGUUGCUCAUAAUUUACAUUGCCGUUCUGUUCGUCAUAGCUCGUCUUUUGGAGACGUUUGCUUGGUAUGAUGCCGGUCUGCUUGCUCACCGUUUGCUCGACCCAAUGACACUGUCCGUGAAGAAGCUGAAAGCACUUCUGGAGCAAAGAGGUGUCGGAUACGAAGGCAUCGUGGAGAAGAAAGAACUCACAGGUUUGGUAGAAGCCACAGGUGUUGUCACAGAUGAUGAAGUCCUGGAGGUUGGUGAAAUAGAGGAUACGGCUGAAGUGACAAAUUUCACAUCUGGUUAUGACUUCUAUGAACAAGUUGAAGAUACAAAAGACAGUGUUUGGCUCGUACAAGUAAUUGCCAGUGGUCACAAUAGCUCCUUUAUCAACAAUGCAAGUUGGAAAACUGUGCGGAAGAAAGUUGCCAAAUUUGGGGUCAGAGCUGGUGUGAUGGACUGUUCUCUUGACUGGAAGUUAUGCAGAAAUAAGGGUUGGUAUUCGUCCCAAGUCAUCUUAUCCCUCCCUGAGAACUUUAAAACUAAAGCCAAUGUUGUUAUGUAUGUUUACAAUGGACCUGCCAAACCUAGUUCCAUGUUCAAAUGGGUGAAGAAUAAACUGAAUCGAAAAGUGAAACAAAUUGCCGACUACGAUGAGUUGAAGCGAGAAUGGUUGUCUUUCCAAAAAAAAUAUGAAAUCCGAGUUGUCCUCUUCACGGAGUUGGCAUCCAUCCCGCUGAUAUUCUCGGCUCUCAGUGUUAAAUUUCCAGGUCGUGUACGUUUUGGGACUAUGAAUUCUAAAUCUGGAUCAGGAAAAGAAACUCUAGCUCGUCUGAAACUAAAGCCUCCUGCUUGCUUUGUGAUAGCCCCUGGCAAAACCCUUGUUUAUGGCUCACGGCCAGGUGAAUUGUUGACGUUUCGAUCAAUGGAAAAUUUUCUCAAGUCCUUAUAUCCUGAAGUGAAUGAUUUCUUUAUUUUAAGUUUGAUUGUUACCAAUUUAAUGGGUUGGUUUGAAUUGUUUCUCAGUCAAGGAAGUGCGUUUCGACGACUGCUCCGCCUUAUCUGCUGUUGUAUUAAAUACAAUAUUGUCCUUAUUAUCUUGUGGCAGCCUUUGCUGGCAUUCUUUCAGUUGUCUUAUUUUGAAAUACUUUUGGAAUGGGGUUUGCUGGCCUUGCAUUUCCUCAGCGGCUCGUCCAUUGGAAGCAUCAUUCGGAAAGAUCUCAUUUUUUACAGUAACAGCCGAUAUCUACUUUUAGGGACAUUUUUCUUGUAUUCUUUACUGGUUGGAUACAUCCAGUACAAACGGAAAAAUGGUAUGAUUGACGAAGAUGAAUUCGAUUGGUUCAACUUUGCUCAGCUGUUAAACUUUAACCCCUUGUUAAAUCCGUCUUUCCAAAUAGUACAUCCAGGGGGCUUGUACGCGAUGUAUCUGCUGGAAAGCAGUGACAUGUUAUUCGGACACUUUCCUGACUUAGUAGUCACUGAGAUGCAAUCUGUGGUCUCCAGUGACUACAUUAAACACCUACCUCGAUGGAAAUAUGGCAGAGUACUUAACCACAAUGACAAUUCAAAGCUAAAAUGUUUUCAUAAAGAUGAUGUUGAAAAUUUAAUUGCUACACCAAAUCAUGGAUUUUGCUCAGGUUCACCAGAUUUUGAAUCCGGGGAUGACCCUGCAAUUCAAAUGAUGGACGGAAAUUACUGCUGUGGUUGUAUGCAAAGGAAUGCAGCCUCCUCUGAAUCUUUUGUUUCAACUUCACCUCCACCAGAUCUGUCAGAAGAGCAGCAAUCUCAUAAAUCGAACGAUGAUGGCUGCUGUCCCUUACACAAAAGAAAACAUUCUUCUGCCUUGAGUGCAGAGGAAUGCAAACACAAUUCUCUCUGUUCUGCAUUCUCAAAGGCCAACGCUAGAGAAGCAAACCAUCUUGUCUGCUCUGAAAAUUACAAGUUGGUGCCUGAUGGUUUUCUACAGACAAGCCAAUGUGUGAUAUGUUUGGAAGAUUUUGUAAUUGGUGCGGACAUCUGUGGCCUUCCCUGUGCUCAUUUCUUUCAUGAAUGCUGUAUAUUACGUUGGUUGUAUAGAAUGAGUUAUGCAUGCCCCAUGUGUCGGUGGCUGUCUUAUAAUCCGAAACCGGGCUUGGACUUGUGUGAAAUUUUCUCUGCAGUUCCUAACUAAAUGUAACAACAAAUGCAGUUACCAUUUUUUUAUUAUUAUUAUUAUUCUAUUUGACUUUGGCGAAACAAAAGGACUUUGGUCGUAUAUUCUUAUUUUCUGUUAUUAUAAUAAUAAUAAUAAUAAUAAUAAUUAUUAUCAUCAUCAUUACUUUCAGGGUUUCUCCUUAGUCUUAGGAGUGGCUAAAUAACAGCGGCUUUUGAAUAACAACAACAACAACAACAACAAUAAUAAUAGAAUUCUUAUCAAGUAAGAGUAAGAAAACAAAAUUGUUCUCGUCUAAGUUUAGAGUUGGGAUUUAUCACCACUGCCUGUUUUCUCUUUCUUUCAUACAUCAAGAGUUAAGCUUCAAUAGCAUUCUUUCAGUAGGAACAGUCAUUUUGAUGGCACAGCCAACAGUUGUGUGCUUUCUCUGCAUUUCGACAGUAAGGCCUUUGAAAGCUUCAUUUCUUUAAAAUAGCCAUCAAACAUGGAGACCAACUAGACAUUACUGUCACUCUUCUUCUUCUCAUAAAUGAUAUUUGCUUUGCUACAAUUUAAACAUUUUGGUUUCCAAUUGUAGAACAUUCUGUUGUUCUUCAGCUUUAUAACAUUCCCAGUCAUUAGGUAUCUUUCCCCCCACACCCUCCCUGUCAGAAUAAAAGAGGUUCUCUCUAACUUCUAACACAAAGAAUUUAACAGUAAAUAUGUGGUUAAGAAUAUUAGAACCUUGUUUUAGUUUAGAAACAACAUACAACAGUUUAAAGCUUAUCUCAAAAAUGUAAUUUAGACAUAACAAGAUAUUUGUUCUCCCCUUUUUUUGAAAUGUUAUUUUGUUAAAUAUUAGACUUUCUUUAGGUAAAAACUGAAAUUAUGUAUAAAGAAUAUGAAUGCAUCUUUUUUUUUUUUUUUUUUUUUUUUUCUUAUUUAAGAUAGAUUAGUUAAUUAGCAACUGUUAAACUUUUACUUUUUUCAGAUUUAAACCGUUUGCCAUUUUGACCAAACCAGAAUGCUAUUGUGACCAGUCUUUAAUUUUGAUGUGAUAAAGAUGGAUAAUUUCUUUUAAAAAUGGAUUUUUAAAAUUAAUUUUGCAAAUGUCAAAGGAUGUUAUUGUUACAUUCCAAAGCUUAGUUACAGAAGGAUCUUAUCUCUUGCUUUCCCUCUUAAAAUAUCUCUUGUUGUGAAAGACAGUAUUCUUAUGAAGUGUCAGUGAAGCUGUAUCAACAAUUCAAUUGGUUUUAUUCUACUUCUCUGCCAUCAUCUUAUAAAGAGCAAGGAUAGCUCCACUUGAUAGGACAGCAGCAAGCUAACUGGGAGUUUAAGUUUGUGUUGCCACAGCAUUACAUUCUGUCUAUUGCAAAGACAUUUCAUUCACCCUGGCCACUGAACUCUGAGAAGUACUGCAGGAUAUAGACCACAGUUACAUUAUACUGUUGCUCCAAUAAGGUACUGCAUGAUGGUAUAACCAAACCACGCUCAAACCUCUACGCUAUAAAAUUGUUGAUUUGCAGUACUGAAUUCAAUUCCUCCCAUGAGAACAGUUAUUUGCAAAUAGACUGGAAUUUUAUCCAAGGAAAGAUUAUUUCUCUUUCAUUCACUUCAUGCCACAUCAUCUGGAGAUAAAAAACAUCAAACCCUGUAGAUCAUGUAUGUCUGAGAAAGGAUAGCAGUUACACUUAAUUAAGCAAACAAAAAUGUUUUAAAGAGUUGCGGCUAUCAAGGUGAUAGUUUAUUGACCUACCGUCCAAAAGUGUUGAUGUUUUAUAUCUUGUCACCAAUAUUCUAUUCUGUUCCUGGGAGGAAAAAUAAAAAAGUACUUGUCUAUCACUGGCUGAGUUUGUGAGUAUGUAAUUCACCAGUGUUAGCAUAGUAUAAUUCAUGAGUGUUUGGUUACCUUGCAGUGCUGAGGUCGACAAAACAUCUGAGAGUAAUGAAGUUAGUGUUCCAAUGUCCUCUUUCUUAAAUUGUGAUUCUGAUGAAGAUUAAGUUUACAAUAGUGCCCUCAUCACCCAACUGUUUUAUGUGAUAUUCCUGAAAAACGUCUGUGACUAUUAAAUAAAUAGUGGAUACAAUUAAGACUUGAGAAGAUAAUUUUUGAUGUCUCUUUAUGAGACUUUCUCACAAAUGCUAUACACCAUAAUAACUAGGGCCAAUUUUAUGGCCCCCUAUUACAGGGCAAUGAAUUAUUUAAUAUUGUAUCAUGUAACAUACCCUACCAUGGCUGCACUCCCUUUUCCAGUGGAUCAGGAAUUCUCAGUAUUGCAAACUCUGUAAAUAACAAUUCUAUCUUCUGGGCAGAGACAAGACAGAUAUUGACAGUUUCUUCUAUUUCAUAGCAUGGCUAGUGGUAUCACUACUAUUGCAAAUAAAAUAGUUUCUUAUGAAAGCAA